Molecule: messenger RNA, 819 nt
Organism: Symbiodinium necroappetens
Lineage: Eukaryota; Dinophyceae; Suessiales; Symbiodiniaceae
Source: the annotation of a GenBank genome assembly
AUGGCCAAAGAGCCGGAGGGCAAGGUGCAACUGUUGGACGGUACGGAGCUGCCUUACGAGAUACUCGGUGGCAUCGACAGAUGCCCCUUGAUUUGGGGACAUGGCUUGGGGCCCACGGAUCCACGUGGCAUGGAUCAUCGGGCAUGUGAGAGUUUUCCUUUGGUCAAGGAGAUGAUGAAGGAAGAUGCGGACAAAGGUAAGGGCGCAUGGCCUUUCAGCACCGUGGUGUACGAUGCGAGAGGUCAUGGACGGUCUUCUGGCUGGGAACCCCUAGCGAGCUGUAUUCAACAGUUUCAUUGGCGCAGCUUAGCCUUUGAUAUGUUGUCGGUGGCAAGCAAUUUUCAGACCCCUGCGACGCAGAAGCUCCGGGGAGCUCUCCUUGGCGGCUAUAGCAUGGGAGCUUCCACGGCCUUGUGGGCGGCAUAUCUGUGUCCAACGGCCGUUCGUGGAUUGGUGUUGUUGUCCGUAACAACAGCAUGGGAGAUCCGGGCUGCGCGGCGAGCGAACUUGUUGAAGAGCGCCGACGUCCUGCAAGCAAGCGAUCCCGCUGCCUCGGAAGUGGUGAGGGGCGCUGCAUUCUCGGAUUUGCCGCCACUGGAGGACUUGGCCGCCGCAAAGCUCCGCAUUCCAGUUUUGCUGUGUGCGGCUCGUGAUGAUACGACACACCCCGCGGAAGUAGCAGAGAGGUUAUCGCGGGUGCUUCCGAAUGCAGACGUGUUUCUGAAGGACACGAAGGCGGAACUCGCUCAAGAGUUUCCUCAACAUCUGCACUCAUGGCUGCAACAGCACUUUCGAGACAAAGUCACGAUUGAAGAGUGA